AUGGCCACGCCCCCUCCGCUCUGGCCCCGCCUCCUCACCUUUCCGACGCCCCGCCCCCCUCCCGCUCCGGUCUCGGUGGCGGCGAUGGCGGCACUGGGACCCCCCCCGGUCCCUCAGCUCUUCGUUACUAUGGAGGAGGGACCGGGGUCCGGGGGGACCGGGCCGGGGGAGGCGUGGCUCGAGGCCCGCGGGAGAGUCCUCGGCCAUUGGGUGGACGGAUCGUGGCUGAUGGCCCCGAGGGGGGAACCCCCCCUGGAGUGCAGGGAGAGAGCCACGGGGCGGCUGCUGGCGGGGGUCCCGCGGGGCGCUGAGGCCGAGGUGGGGGCGGCCGUGGGGGCGGCGGCGGCGGCAGCGGCGAAGUGGGGGCGGAUGAGGGGGGUGCAGCGGGGGCGGCGGCUGCAGCGGCUGGCGGUGGCUCUGGAGGGGGGGGCGGCGGCACUGGGGGCGAUGGUGGCUCUCGGGGGGGGACACCCCCUCGCCCACCCCCCCCCGGACCCCAACCUGGACCUGGGGCUGCGGCUGCUGCGGGCGGCGGCGGGGGGGGCACAGCUCGGCCCCCCCGGUCUGGAGGAAUGGCAACCGCUCGGAGUGGUGGCCGUCGUUCUGGGGGGGCCCUGUGCUCUGCCCCCCCUCCUCUGGAGCCUGGGGGCCAUCCUGGCCAUGGGGAACACAGCGCUGGUGCUGUCGGGGGUUGAGGCGGCGCUGCCGGCGCUGCUUUUGGGGUGUCUGAGCAGUGAGGGGGGGGCGCUGCCCCCCGGAGUGCUCAACGUGGUGAGCGGAGACCCCCCCGCACUGUGCCGAGCGCUGCGCUGCCGCCCCCCCAUCACCGCCAUCGCCUUCCUCGGCACCAGCGCGGAGGAAAUGCAGAAGAUGAUGUGGGGGUCCCCAGGUCGGGGUCCCCGUUUUUGGGGGGUCCGUGGGGGUCGCGUCAUCGUCAUCGUCCUCGACUCGGCCGACCUGGACAGCGCGGCCGCCGCCAUCGUGGGGAGCCUGCGGACCCCCCCCGCACUGCGGCCCGGGGGGGGCUGUGUGGUUCUGGCGCAGGAGUCAGUGAUGGCGCCCCUGGAGCGGCGGCUGCGCGCCCGGCUGGGGGGGCUGCGCCUCGGGGAUCCCCCCCUGCACCCCCAAACUGACCAGGGCAGCGCCCCCCAUCCCGAGGAGCUGCUGAGGGCGGCAAGAGAUGAGGGGGCCGAGGUGUUCCAGGCGCCGCUGCCCACGGGGGGGCACUGCUGUCCCCCCACUCUGAUCUCGGGGGUCGCCCCCACCUCGCGCUGCGUCCGCGAAACGUCCGAGGCGCCGCUGCUGCCGCUGCUCCCCGUCCGCUGCGCGUCGGACGCCGUCGCGGUGGCCUCAUCUGUGCCGAGCGUCGCCGCCGCUGCCGUUUGGGCGCAGGACAUCAGCGCCGCGCUGGACGCGGCCGAGAGGCUGCCCCAUGGCCUCGUGUGGCUCAACAGCCUCGAGCCGGGAGACCCGACGGGGGGCGCCGGCCUGGAGGUGCUGCGGGAGUUCGGGCGCCCCCCCUGGGACCCCCCUGAGCCCCCCCCAGAGCAGGAGCUCAGCUCGGAGCCCAUCCCGGGGGGGGUGACGGAGCCCCCCGAGACUGCUGAGAUCGCGGCCGCCGUGGAGGGAGCCCGGCGGGGGGGGCUGCGGUGGGGGCUCCUCCCGGGCGGCUCUCGGGCGCGGGUGCUCCGGGGGGCGGUGGCGGCGCUCGAGGCGGACGCGGAGGAGGCGACGGAGGGGCUGCGGGAGGCGCUGCUGCGCUGGGCGGCGCGGGCGGAGAUGGGGGGCGGAGCUAUGCAGGUGCAGCCCGGGGGGUGGUCCCUGCUGUCGCGCCGCCCCCUGGGCGUGGUGGGCGUGGCCUGGUCGGGGCCCCGCCCCCUUCCUCUGGCGCUCCACCUCCUCCCCCCCGCGCUCGCCCUCGGCAACGGCGUCGUGUUGGUGGCGCCGCCCCAGGGGCUCCCGGGGGCCCUGCGCCUGCGCCAGGCGCUGGAGGCCGCGGGGCUGCCGGGGGGGGCUCUGGCGGUGCUGCCGGGGGGGUCCAGGGGGGCCGAGGAGGCACUGGCGAAACAGCGCCCCGAUGGGCUGUGGCUGUGCGGGGGGGGCACGGUGCCACUGCUGCUCCUCUUGGCCGCCCCCCCCCCCACCGGCUGCUGCUCCUUCGACUUCAGCCCCAUCAGCAGCACCUUCAGCGCCCGCCUGCGCGCCCUGACCCCCUGGCUGCUCCUGGACUACCCCGUGGCCAUGCCGGGCAACCUGGAGGCGGACAGCCGCUGCUCAGACCUGUGGGGGCUGCACUUCGGGGCAGCGGCGUUGGGGCGCAUGGCGGGGGCCGCGGGGGGGGCAUUGGCCCCCCAAAUCCGAGCCCUGGCCGCACACCUCGCCUUCGUGGCCGAGUGCGGAAUCCAUGACCCACAGCGCUGCGUCCGCCUGGAGACGGUGAACGCAUCGCAGCUGCUGUCGGCCCUGGAGCAGCAUCUGGGGGGGCUACGGGGGCGGCCCCCCAACUUCCCCGGCUGCGCCCGCCUGCGCUGCCGCACCGGUCCCCCCCCGGCCCGGUUGGGGCCCCCCCAGACCCCCGUGACCCCCAUGUCCCCCCCGGGUCCCCCCCCGGCCCGGUUGGGGCCCCCCGAGCCCCCCCGGCACCACGGGCUGGUUUUGCUGGGGGGGGUCGUGGGGGGGGUGGGGCUGGCGGCCGCCGCCUGGGCCCUGCGGAGACGGCCCUGCGCCCAGGGGCCCCCGGAAUCGGAGCAGGACGGGACGUGA
Cuculus canorus (common cuckoo) is the source of this 2763-nucleotide messenger RNA. RefSeq names its product aldehyde dehydrogenase 16 family member A1 (gene ALDH16A1). NCBI's taxonomy places the organism in Eukaryota, Metazoa, Chordata, Aves, Cuculiformes, Cuculidae. The record is from RefSeq and is a predicted model, not a curated record. Gene Ontology annotation, cellular component: membrane. Gene Ontology annotation, molecular function: oxidoreductase activity, acting on the aldehyde or oxo group of donors, NAD or NADP as acceptor; cytokine activity.